Molecule: messenger RNA, 2350 nt
Organism: Drosophila sulfurigaster albostrigata
Lineage: Eukaryota; Metazoa; Arthropoda; Insecta; Diptera; Drosophilidae
Product: serine-rich adhesin for platelets-like
Exons: 2
Coding region: 162-2306 (714 amino acids)
Source: RefSeq, a predicted model, not a curated record
CAGUCGAGACGCACGUUUCGAAUGUAGUCAAGGAAACCGCUGAUACGAUUAAACCUAUUGAAAAACCCAAGUCGCCAACUGAUGAAAAGCAGACAAUCUCAAAAGCUGACGAUUUAACCCUUGUUAAAUUAGAUGAUAAACCAAAGUCUCCAAUAGAUGUAAUGAAGCCAGUUCUGAAGUAUUCUUCUGACGAAGAUGUUACGAAUGUCGUCAAGGAACCCGCUGGUUUUGAUUAUAUUUCGAAGCCGACUGUGGACAACGUUUGUUCAGCUGAAGAUAUUAUUAGUAGCGGGGAUGGAGAAGUAAGAUUAUAUGAUGAAUAUGAUGAUACUAGAUCCGUUCAACAGAUUGUUGAAGACACUUUAAGAGCAGGUGAUGCCGAAGCUUUACAAAUUGUCAAUGAAACACUUAAAAGUAGACAAUUCGAUAAGGAAGUAGAUGGUGAAAGUCAUGUUUUCUGUGAGUUUGAUGAAAAUAUACGUACAGUAGCUGAAAUCGUAGAGGAAACGUUAAAAGGUGCUAAUAUCGAUGUAAAGCAAAAAGAAGAAACAUUUUCAACCGAAAAGCCUGAAAGUAUUGACUCCAAGGAUGUUCGGCCUAUAGCAUACUUUGUCAAAUUAGAUAAUGAAAUGAAAGAUGUGAAACCAGCACAAAAGAACACAACCAAAUCAGUAGUCAGCAAACCCAGCACAGUGAUCAAUGUAGAUGCAAAGAUUCCAAGCUCAGUUGGUAAGAAACAACAACUUAAAAAGCAAUUAGAAAGUAAAGAAAAAAUAAAAACAAUACAAAAGAAAGCACCGAUCCCUCAAUCAAAGCCAAUAAAGGUAGCUAGCAAACAGGCAAUCCCCAGCAAACCUCUUCUAGCAACGGAAACUCAUAAGUUAACCACAAAAACUGCUUCGCGGAGAUCUGUAACAAGUUCAGCUUCAACAACAACAAGCUCAGCUUCGGCAACAAGUCGUGUAAUCAGUGAAAUUCACUUUGAGAGAUCUGCAAGUCCAGCAUCUAGUUCAAUAUUUUACGAGAGCCAUCCUCAAGGCGACAAUAGUCGUUCUACCACACCGAGGCCCAGGGUAAAGACAGACGUAACAAUCAUACCAUAUAACACAUCAGUACGCUCAUUUAGUCCAUCUGCAAAGCCGCAAGCCUCAAAAGCUGCAAAGACGACAAAGACAACAACUAGACAGGACACAGAUAAGCAUACAAAAACCAUUAGUGUCAAGCAAAAGAAGUCGACAACAACUGUCGAAUCGAAUCGAACAAAAACUCCGACUCCAACUACCACUGCCACUCACAGAUAUAUGCAACCGACUUUAGCUCAUAGCAUGCGCUAUGGUCUGAAUUCCGAUAGUGAAAGUCGCAGCGCAACACCAGCUCCGCCCAAAUCUCCUGCACCACCCAAAUCACCAGCUCCGCCGCAUUCAAGUGCGAGUCGUAAAAGUACACAAGUUAUACACUCUACUACAAAGCAAACAAUAAGUGCCUUGACAAAAAACCCAUCAACCGAUCAAAAACAAAAGAAACUUGGCAGUGAAAAAUCUUUAGGCCUUCAGAGCAAACGAGGUUCCAAUAGUUACGAAAGUAAGGGGUCAUUAAGGAGGAGCACCGACCGCCUUUACAAACGACAGACAUCCAAGGAGAAUAAAGAAGCAAACGUGAUAGGCUCCAAGAGCCAAUUAAUUAAAAGCAUGAAGACACAAUCAGCUAAUGCCACUAAAACCAUUGCCUACAGAACUUCCAUAGCCACUGACAACAACAAGUUAAAAACUGCAUCUAUGCAACGCACUAAAGUUCCAAUUAGCUUGUCUUCCGCAAUGAAAACUUCGACUUCAACCGCAACGACAGCGACAACUACAACUUCAACUAAGCUAAGCACUAGCAACAACAAUAAAGGUGAUGAAACCGUUUCAAAAUCUCAGGUAGACAAUAAGAGAAUCGUUAGACGAACCGUAAGUAGAUCUAGUGAGGGAAGCAGCCGUACAGCCACAACGAGCCAAACCAAACCGAUUCGCCGAGCGAUAGAGCCGAAGCUGCAAAAACAGAUGAAGGACUCGAUGAAUGAAUCUAGCACUACGGCCAGUGGAAGUACAAGUGCCAGUGGAUCAUCGAACAGCACACGGCGCAGUGUACGUUCAGUGAUUGUUAAUCGCAAGACGGAUAAGGAGAAGACCAAUAUGAAAAUAUCGGAAAAGAAGCCCAUCGGCCCGACGACCAAGGCCAAGACCACAACUGGCAGUUCGAUGCCGCCAUCAACGUCCACGCGGCAGCAACAGUCGCAAGGUGCUAACCAGCGAGGUAUUCACUAAAACCUUUGGCCCCGACAAGCCCCUCGAGGUGAUCUACCGCCAGC